Molecule: messenger RNA, 4950 nt
Organism: Necator americanus (New World hookworm)
Lineage: Eukaryota; Metazoa; Nematoda; Chromadorea; Rhabditida; Ancylostomatidae
Exons: 47
Coding region: 1-4950 (1649 amino acids)
Molecular function (GO): protein binding
Source: RefSeq, a predicted model, not a curated record
AUGGACGGAAGCAAGGAAGCCUCUGAGGACGUGGAGUCUGCGGAAGACAGCAGCGCCUCGAAGACUCUGCCUUCGAUUCAUGUCUCUCCUUUGCUAUCUGUUGGCGGCAAUGACAACCUCGGAUUGCCGAAUGAUUCUGAUGAUGAGGAGGCGCCAUGCACGUCGCAAUCGAUUAAUAACAAUGAUCAGAGUUCAUCUUGCAACUCCUCAAGAGAUCCAUCAUCUUGCCUUGACGAGUCGAAUAGAAAUGAAGACCAUUCUCCUCCGGUGUGUAAAAAUGGUGUACUCGAUCUUUCCCGACGAGCAUUGACCAGCAUUGAUAGGAAACACCGGAAAGUGUACGGCAACGUGAGAAAGCUUAUUAUUUCUGCGAACAAAUUUCAUAAUGUAGCAGGGCUAGAUAUGUUCAGAAACUGUGUGUUGGUUGAUGCAACUGAUAACCAGAUCCAGAAGCUCUCAUCGUUUCUUCCACUUGCCGGACAGCUUAGAUCUCUUUUUCUUUCCAAUAAUGGGGUCAAAAAUGUUGAUAACCUUCGGUCUUUUGUGAAUUUAGAGACCUUGGAUCUAUCAUGUAACAGUAUUGAAGAUAUUUCAAAUGCACUUGAUAAUCAUCGCCUCGCAUGGAUCGACUUGAGCUCGAAUGCACUCACUUCUCUGCCUGAUCUCUCGAAGCUAACGUCACUUAAGCAUCUAAAUGUCUCGUCUAAUCGAAUCUCGUCUUUCAAGCAUGCCAAAUUUCCACCUUCUCUCUUAACUCUUGAUGUGUCUUCGAACACCAUUGAUGAUCUCACAGAAUUCAUGCGUCUUUUACCCUUGGAAAAGUUGGAAUCCAUUUCACUAGCGAAUAAUCCUUGCAUAUUUAAUCCUUCUUUCGACUAUCGCAUCUACAUUCUUUCGAUACUCCCUUCGCUUCAGGAUAUUGAUGGUUUUAUUGUUAGCGAAGAAGAACAACUGAAAGGUGAGUGGCUGUACAGCCAAGGGAAAGGAAGGAUGUUCAAGCCGGAUACUGGGUCUCAUCUCUCAUUAGUGAAACAUUUGGAGAGACACUGUCCUUUCGAUGUCGAGGGGAAAUUAGUUUCAGCUCUGGACCAGUCAGUAGUUAAGGCAAUGGAAAAACGACGUGAAAUGCUUAGCAGCAGCACAUGUGGAGAUGACUCUUCACAGUCCCUCAGCCUUCAUUCACCAUACCGAGCAUGGACUUCUCAACUCGAAGGCAAAGAAAAUCGGAUACCGAGUUCUAGUGCUGAUGAAAGUGGAGUUUCUAAUUCGCCUUCUGUGAGAAUACCCCUUUCUUCCACUCCAGCGAGGCAAAAAGCGACUAGAAGAUCAGCUUCUCGAUUUGAACCGCCGUCAAGAAGCUCAACAAUGGAGUCAGUCGAGUCUUCCUCGACUGUGACACUUGUUCCUGCAGCAAAGAAUCAUCGAGAAGAACAGCGAGGUACGUCUUCGACUGCAACGACCGCUAGGGCAGAUAGAAGCGGAUUUGUUUAUUUCAAAGAACGAAUUGUACAAACGGAGCCGGAGUCAGAAACAAGCGAAGCUCAGCAAAACGGAUGGGUAGAAAGUCAACGACGCGCUUUAGAAUGUGUUGAACGUGGUCAUAAUGUCGAGCGACCGAGAGCACCAAGACGACGGUCAAGCGUGCGAGACAGUACUAGGCAGAAACCUGUAAGGCCGAGUCCUGUGCCAGUAGUGACAGACAUAUCUGUUGACAUGGGGUCGAAGUCAAGAGGAGAUCAAAGGUCCCAUCACGAUGAGUGCGAAGUACUUCAUCGAAUCUUAUCCUUAGAAGAGCGAGUUUCAGAACUAAGUGUGGAAAACGAAAAGUUGACACAAAUUAAUGAUGAGCUAAGUGCAGUAUUGGUUGAGAUGACAAGCAAAUUUAAGAGCGACAUUGAUUCACUUAAGUCUCAGUUAGCUUCCUUAGAUACGCCCCAUCACCCUAAUCCUUGCAAUCUUCGGGUUGCUCGAGUAAUAGACGAUGGGUGCUAUGAAGUUGUCUGGGAUUUACCGUUAGUUCAAUGCUAUAAGGUCUUUACGAAUGGUAUUGAGAGUGGAAUUGUACGAGCUCCCAACAACGCAGCCAGAAUAUCAGAUGUAGAACCAGGGACAGAGCUGAAGAUUCAAGUGCAGGCGAUUCAUUUCGAUGGAACGUUGGGAAUACCAUCAAAUACACUGAUUAUAGACAGGGAUGAGCGGAAAUUAUCAUUAUUGUAUAUCAAUAACAACAACAAUGAUAGUGAAUUGGCUCUUGGUAAGUGCCAUUCUUCUUCGUUCCUAUUCGUUGAGCAGUUCUCGUCUAUGUUGGGUAGAAACAUCGGAACUAAAGUAGGUGCGCAAUUCGUAAACACCCAGUAUCAAGCCUAUUUGACGCAAGUGCAAGGAGGUAAAAAGAAUGUGCAACUAGUACCUGCAACGGCACCGACAAAAAAGGUGAAGGGAGCAGCACAGAAACGCGCAGAAAUGAGACGUAAAGGAAUAUACGUGCAGGCUGACAGCUCGGAGUUUGAUUCGACCAUAAUGGAAAAAACAAGUUCAAGAAGUCGACCCUUUGUAAUGAAACCUCGAAACAGGGUUUUGAAAUGGAAAACUCCUCCUAAGAAACCACAAACAGAUAAAAAACCCAAGGUGAUCUCAGAGAGCGCUGAAAACAUGAGUUCUCAGGGAGAGGGAUCAAAUGAAAGUGUCACACUUGAUUCCGCCGAAAGACUUGAAAAAAAGAAGUCCGACAAAAACGAGAGAAAAACGUCUAGUUCACAGGAACAAGUGCCGUCCUCGAGCGAGUGUCCAGAACCUGAAACGAAUUCUUGGAGUAUACGCCUGGCGAUCGGAGAGAGCACCACAAGAAGACGGAUGUCCGGCGUUAACCGUCGUGCGUGUUCCAAUCAUGAAAAUAAAGUCACACCGACGCAUCGGCUAAGGGUGUCGGACCAUGCGGCCAAGUUAUCAAGAACAGAAAAGCCUGCGAAAAUUGGAACCGAUCUACCUGCAAAAGUUUACUUUCGAAGCCCUAAACGUGAUGACAUAUUUGCGCCACUGGAAGAUGAUGUUGAUUUAAUGAAAGUCCUGGUCGACUUCAACGCAGCAAACCUUAUUGGUGUUCGAGCUGAUGAUCGACGUUCACUCGAAACGGCUCAGAAAAUUCUUAAGAUUGCUUCCAGGGAAAAGGCUUUUGAAAAAACACUCACCAAAGAAGAGAAUGAGGUACUAGGAAAGUUCUUCUCAGGAAAAAUACCAUAUGAUGCAAAAGUUCUGCACACUCUGGACAGUGUUCUCGAUAAAAAUAUCGACUAUUUCCGCACCCAUAAGACAAAUCUUGAUCCGGAAGUAAAUCGGCUGAUUGAAAAGCGAGGGAAGCUCAAAGCAGCAAUGCUGACGACGAUGUUAUCGAAACCUAAAUUACUUCCAGCAGAAUGGAUAAAGCAGUACGAGGCAUAUCAAAGAGAAGCGAUGAGGGAAACCAAAGGCAUAAACUGGCCUCGAGUAUGUCUGCUCUACCCAACACAAAGAACCUUCGAUGACGGAGCAGCAGAUGUUUUUGGAAAUUUCACAAGAGCCAGGCGUGGGCAUUGGCUUUGGGGAGUAAUUUUUGGACCAUCAGAUUCCAAAACUUUCGAGGAGGUCGAUAAGGAGAAGAAAUCCGAAGGAUUUUUUCUGGACACUGCUAUCAUUCGAGAUGCUAAAGAAAAUGAUACUACUCCUGCACUGGAAAGCCCUCCAGUUUCGGAACAUUCGAAGACGAUGGCGGUCCAAUGCAAUGUUGAGAACUGCGUAGCUGUGAUUUGCUAUAGGUCAACACCUGAGUCUAGCCAUAAAGAUCACAGAGAAGUGUUCCUUCAAUUAAAGGGCCCGGAUGGAGAACAACUGGCUGAAUUCGUAGUACCCUGGCCGGAAAGCGAACCUGAGCCCUCUAGCAUACGGUAUCUUGAAUCAGAAAAAUGUGUCAAGUUGACGAAUGAAGCUACGUAUGCUACAGUCCCUAUACGAAUUUCGAAGCUGCACGAGGUUUUGCGUAAUUUACGGAUGAGAAAUCUCCCAAAACGAUUUUCCACUUUUUCGGAUCCUCCUCGUGCCCGUGAAAGCUCUAGUCAACAAAAUCUUCAUGAUGCCCUAAAGAGCUUUGUCAAAGACCCUAAGUUGCACAAUCUCCGAAAACUCACUCGUUCUACAUAUACAACGCAGUCAAAAACACCUACGCUAGGAGUUAUUAAUCUUUCCGAAGGAGCUUGGGAUCGGGCUUUCGGCUAUCUAUCGGCAAAGCAUGCAGAUGCUGACGGUUUUCUAACAGCUGAUGAACAAAUGGCGGUGAUAAACUUCCUUCCGACGCAAUCCUUCAGCUCCAAAGAUUUAAAGAGUAUAUGCGAAGUGUUGAAGAAGACUAACGUCUUUGGUCCGAAGUGUUUAUCGUCCUUUUAUGAGCUCUGCUUGAAUAUGGAUCAAGUUUCAUUUGUGCGAUCUGUGAUCAAAUCGAAUGAUGCUUUAUCAGAGCGCACGCUAGCCAUUUUCCUAGACCAUGUAGCGGGAAUCAAAUCCGAAGAGAACUCAAAGGAAGAUGGUGAGCAGCUAUUAGUCAAAUUACUCCACCGACAUUUUGACCCGAGGCGAUUGGCUGAAUGCGCUGCCCAGAAGAUUUCCAUGCAAAGUGUAUCUGUAUUGUUGCAAUGGUGCAUGAAACUGUAUGUCGCGCAGGAUUAUGCUGACGUUGCGGAAGAGGCUUUGUCACUUAUGACGGUGUUGACGGAUACGUUCGGAAAUCGUUUGGUAUGGGAAAAUGGUCUGCACGAUGUAGCAAAAGAAGCUCUAGAAUUUGCAGAAAGAAUGGCAAAAAUUGUUUCUUCCUUCAAACAAAUGGAACUGAAAAGAUCACAAACUGUGCGAGAAGAAGAAGACCCUAAUGCUAUGUAUACAGUCGAAAUUGUACCAUUACAACGACGUCCCCUAAACUGGUGA